AAUUGGAGAGCGGCUCGGUAGCCUCUGGAACUGGCCAUGAGCCUUGUUCUUAUUGUACAAAGACGAGGAAAACAUGUACUAUGAAUUGGGCUUGGUCGCAAAUACAAGCAGCGACUUCAUUAGAUGCUUCAGAUCAUGGACCGAAUGUUCCGGUCAAGAGGCAGAGAAGUGAAGCGACACAUACACAGCACCAAGCAACACCAGCUUUUGAGAAACAAGAUCCGAUAUCUGCGGCUUUGUCUGCGGCUUCACGCGUCAAUGGCUUGUCACGGCCACUGUCUCAUGACCCAAAUCGUCUCACUCAAGGCCCGCGUUUACCCAAUCUCCAAAGAGCAGCUGAACCGCCCGCCUCAAGCUCAAUCAAUGGCACAGCGUUUGAAACACCUCUCACUCAUAAUUAUACACAAAAUCUCAACAAUUACAACAACAUAAACCAGUUCCCAUCCGGUUACCCGCAAUCUACUUAUUCACAACCGAAUGACUCACGUCUCUCAAUCCAGUCACAGCUCAAUACUUGGUCAUCUACUCCCCCAUCAAACUCAUCAAGAUCUUACAGUCAUCUAUCUCCGCCGCCGAUUGGAGAGGAUACCGCCAGUGAAGAUGAUACAACGAGGUUCAAGCGUCGGCGCACAUCGCCAAUCUGGAGUGAUCGUCGCAUGAACUCAUUAUCGCCGUUUUCAGUUGACCAGACGAUGAUGACGAGAACAAACAACCAGUUCAUUUCCACAAAUCUCCUACAAAUCUACCAUGACGUUCUCGAACAUAAUCUCUCGUGUUGGCUCACAGAAGUCACAUGCCCCUACAGAGCUCCUGGCUAUGUCACAUCUGGAAGUUAUGCCCCUACAGAAUGGGGAUCCUCGUGGUCAAACCGUAUAUAUCGCCGCACCAUCAACCUUGACCAUGCAAUUCAGACAGCCAAACUCACUCGACUAACGCGGGCUGAAGAUCAAGGCGCCGCUAAAGCCUUCCACCUUGCUAUAAUGGCCUUUGCAACGCAAUGGGCUCAAGGCAGUCGCCGUCAACAACAGCGCUAUUCUGACGAGGAUGAAAGGCCAGAGGAUAUCCUCAACGACGUCAAUGAGGAGUUUGACCGAAACAUUCAACGAAACAUUUGGGAGCAAGCAAAAAGAGCUCUUCAACAAGUUUCAGACGUUGAGUCGUAUCGUGUGGCUACGGCAGAGUUGAUAUUUGGUCUAACGCAAAAGCCAUGGACUCGUGACGAUGAGUCGAUGGCUCCCAAGAACCCCAACACGUUGAUAAGCGCUUCUUCAAAAGUUGAUCUGAAGUCUUUGAACGCCGAGCUAGGAGAAAUCAUAUCACGAGAUGGCCUACCUGUUUUCAUGGAGAGAGCUGCACGAAAGAUGCAUGCUCUCAAGUUCCGAUUCGAUUCAGGCCGCCGUGGUGUGACUGGACCUCUCGCUAGCCCGAAGAACAACGACUUGUUGUCCAUGAUGAACCCUGAAGAUCGUGGCACUGUUGGUCUGCUAUACUGGCUUGCAGUUAUGCUCGAUACUGUUUCCUCGUCUAUGAGCGAGCGUCCGGUUGUUGUUGCUGAUGCAGACAGCCAACACGACGAUGCAGAUGAAGACCUGGAUGCAACAACAAAUGGACGGUGGAAUGUACCUUUGUUCAUUCAAGACAGUCUAGAGCAGCCUCAUAUGUAUCAUGCUGUGCACUGGCCUUGCUCUUAUGAAUCUGCUGCUGAAGCCGUCACCAAAUCAGCACCAGUCAAGGUCCUCCUAUUCCGGCAUGUCUCUUAUCUUCAGAACAUUCUUAGAAGAGGUGGCCGCGGUGAGACGGUCGAAGAAACAAUCAAAAACACAACCUCACUAUAUCGAUAUUGGAAUAUGACACAUGGUGCGUUCUUUAAAGAGUUACUUCACGACUACGAAUCAGUGCCAGCCCGUCUUCAGAGCUGGUUUGUCUGUAUCUCAGCACAUUGGAACCUCGGUGCCCUUAUGCUCGCCGAUCUUGUCGAAUAUGUUGAUGAGAACGAGCUUGGAGAAGCAACAGCAUCGCAAAGCCGCUUAGCCAGCAAGAUGGUCACAAGAAUACGUGAAGCGAGUGCACGAGAACUAUCCGACCUGGCAAAAGUAUCAACGCCAAGUCACAACCUAACAAAUAUGACGGCGCCUCAGAUGUCACAUUUUCAUCAUGCAGUAAACGAAGCAACUAUUCUUACAGAGCCUUGGACUAUCAUCCUCAUCAGGGCGUUUGCCAAGGCAGCUAUGAUAUUAAUACACGAAGCGAACGAUUUCUUGGAGUUUGGGCUGACUACACCGGCCAACACUGGUCAUGAUUUUCAAGAGAGUAUGCGGCGUGCACAAGAUUGUGUAAAGGGGUUGUGGAUAUUAGGCAAGAAGUCUGAUAUGGCAAGGAGGUCUGCAGAUACCCUGGUUUCAGCGAUGAAGAAGUUGAAAGUAUGAUGAUGUUGGAUGGAUUAUCCAGUCUUACUAUUUUCAUGUUGAGUUUUAGAUAGGUA
Fusarium redolens is the source of this 2482-nucleotide messenger RNA. RefSeq lists its product as uncharacterized. The transcript has 2 exons. Lineage: Eukaryota; Fungi; Ascomycota; Sordariomycetes; Hypocreales; Nectriaceae. The record is from RefSeq and is a predicted model, not a curated record. Bases 81 to 2426 code for a protein of 781 amino acids.